AUGGCGCAGCACCACGCCCCAUCAGACCCCCAGGAAAUGUGUGCACUCAACACGUCCCCACAACUGGUGGCGGCGAUCGUGUUCAUCAGCUUCGGCGUGGUGGCGGCCUUCUGCUGUGCUGUGGUCGACGGCGUGUUUGCAGCGCGACACAUCGAACCAAAGCCCCUCACCACGGGAAGAUGCCAGUUCUACUCCAGGGGGGCUGGAUACCUGCACGACGUCUACCAGGCGGAGGUCACCUGUCACUCCUUGAACGGCAAGUGCCAGCUGAAGGUGAGGAGCAACACCUGCUACUGCUGCGACCUGUACACUUGUGAGAGUGCAGAGCAGUCGCCCGCCUACUACGAGUUUGUUGGCGUGAGCGGCUGCCAGGACGUGGUGCACCUGUACCGGCUGCUCUGGGCCUCGACGGUGCUGAACAUCCUGGGACUGCUCCUGGGCAUCGUCACGGCUGCGGUCCUGGGGGCAUUCAAGGACAUGGUCCCUCUGUCCCAGCUGGCCUACAGCCUGUCCUCUCCACCUCAGAUCCUCUACAACCCUGCGCAGCAGAUCCUGGCCUACGUGGGCUUCUGCCCGCCGCCCACGGCUGCUCCAACAUGCUCGUCCUACCCGUUGCCUCUUCAGGUAAGGCUGGCGUCCCCCGCGGAGCCCUCCGCCGACCUCUCUCUGUCCGAGGACUCGUGGCCUCUCUCCCAGGCCAGCUCCGGCUCCAGGCCUCCUCCCAACGCCCCGUCGCGCCAGGCACCAGCCUAUUUCCUCCCAGGAGAGAAACCACCUCCCUACGCACCCUGA
Galeopterus variegatus (Sunda flying lemur) is the source of this 792-nucleotide messenger RNA. RefSeq names its product transmembrane protein 255B (gene TMEM255B). Bases 1 to 792 code for a protein of 263 amino acids. The transcript is spliced from 7 exons. NCBI's taxonomy places the organism in Eukaryota, Metazoa, Chordata, Mammalia, Dermoptera, Cynocephalidae. The record is from RefSeq and is a predicted model, not a curated record.